UUGCACUCUGGGGUCAGGCGUGGCAAACAAGCGACUCUGAAGUGCAGAGCAGGCGCCGGCAACUCCCCAAAGUGGAAAGCAGGCCGUGUCUCAGGGACUACGCGACUGCCACUCCCGCCGAGGGCCGGGCACUGGGCACCGGCGAAGAAAGCCCCGCGGUGACCAGCCCCCAGAACUGAGAGUGGAGCGUUGCGGGGCGGAACGCCGAGCUCGGGCCUCGCGGCUACCACCGGACUCAGUUUACUAGCGCACCAGGGGCUCCCGGCAGGCGGCGCAGCCUCUCCCCCGCGACCCCGGGCUGUUCCGCGAGCAGGAGACGGCACCAGCAGAAGGAAUAAGGGGGCUGGAGCCUCCCUUCCUCCUCUGGAGCUUCCCCUCCGGCGGGACAACCCCAAACCGCAGCGCAGGCUCCCGCUUUUCUCCUUAGGAGACGCUUAGAGGGCGAGACGACCGCCGUAGGAGGGAGCGGCUGCCAGGCCCUCACGCCGCGCAGGUACAGAUCGAGGACUUGAGCGAGAGCCGCCACAGGUCUUCCUCCACGCCGGAGGAGGACGCCGGGUUCCGGGCGAGCAGAGGUGGGAGAUUAGCAGCAGUUCCUGGCCUUCCGAGAGACAGCUUGAUUUGAAUAAUUCAGCUCUCUUCUAUUGCUUCAGAUGGGCAGCUCUCCAAAAAAGCAUAAACAAUUGAAGGAUGGAUACCGUUGCAUAUUUUAAAAGCGUGUUGAAAGGAAAAUAAGAAAGCCAGGAUAUCUCAGUAUGAAUCAGUCUAGAUCUAGAUCAGAUGAUGAUGGUGCAGAAACCUCAUCUGAAGACCAUAAUCAUCAUGAAAGUGAGAGAAGAUGGCAGCAAGAGCGUCUCCACAGAGAAGAAGCCUAUUAUCGGUUUAUUAAUGAACUCAAUGAUGAAGAUUAUCGGUUGAUGAGAGACCAUAAUCUUUUGGGCACCCCUGGAGAAAUAACAUCAGAAGAACUACAGCAGCGGUUAGAUGGAGUCAAGGAACAACUAGCAUCUCAGCCGGACUUGAGAAUUAGGGAAGAUGGGACCAAUAACAGAGAUUUAGAAGUCCCUGGGGAAAGCUCAGAUGAAGAGUCUCUGUUAGAAUGGUUGAACACCUUUCGCCGUACUGGAAAUGCAACUCGAACUGGACAGAAUGGGAACCAAACUUGGAGAGCUGUGAGUCGAACAAACCCCAACAGUGGAGAGUUUCGAUUUAGUUUGGAAAUCCACAUAAAUCAUGAGAAUAGAGGAUUUGAAAUUCAUGGAGAAGAUUAUAUGAGCAUUCCACUCUCAGAUAUUACCAGAGAUCAUACUAGAAAUAGGAAUCAAAGAUCAAACAGUCCUGUGGCUAGUCGAACAAGAAGCCAAACCUCAGUGAAUUUCAGUGGUAGUAGUUCUAACAUUCCAAGGACUAGGCUUGGUUCAAGGGGACAGAAUUCAGUAGAAGUAUCUUUCUCUGCAUUGGGAAGAUUAAGAAAUGGAAUUGGGGGAUCAGUUGACGUCCCUAGAACUGAAGCUCCACAUGCUAAUUUCAGUGGUCACACAAACCAAUCAGGUGGUAGUGAACUCAGGCAAAGGGAGGGGCAACGAUUUGGUGCAGCACAUGUUUGGGAAAAUGGGGCUGGAACUAAUGUUACAGUGAGGAACACAAACCAAAGAUUAGAGCCAAUAAGAUUACGGUCUUCCUUCAGUAGUCGAAGCCGGUCACCAAUUCAGAGACAGAGCAGCACUGUUUAUCAUAAUUCACGGAGGGAAAGUAGACCUUCACAGCGAACUAUUAGAAGGUCUGUUAGGAGGAGAGGGGUGACGCAUGUGUUUUUAGAGCAAGAUAGAGAACCCAGAAGUACUACACAUACCCCAUUCUCUAAUUCAAGACUUGUGUCAAGAAUAACAGUGGAAGAAGGAGAAGAAUCUAGUAGGUCCUCAGCUGCUGUACAACGACAUCCAACUAUUACACUGGACCUUCAAGUAAGAAGGAUUCACCCUGGAGAAAAUAGAGAUCGGGAUAGUAUUGCAAAUAGAACUCGAUCCAGAGCAGGACUAGCAGAAAAUACAGUCACUAUUGAAAGCAAUACUGGGGGCUUUCGCAGAACUAUUUCUCGUUUAGAGCGGUCAGGUAUUCGAACCUACGUUAGCACCAUAACAGUGCCUCUUCGUAGAAUUUCUGAGAAUGAGCUUGUUGAGCCAUCAUCAGUGGCUCUUCGGUCAAUUUUAAGGCAGAUCAUGACCGGGUUUGGAGAACUGAGUUCUCUAAUGGAGGCCGAAUCCGAGUCAGAGGUUCAGAGAAGUGGUCAGCACUUAGCAGAGAUGCACUCAGAAUCGAUUAACGUAGGUACAGGUCAUGAUAGCAGCCCGCACAGCGAAGGCUCCUCUCGAGACAGGCAGGCUCAAGAUGAUGGCACUGAAAUGCCUGGUGCAGAGGAGACCCACCAGUCUCAUGCCCCACACAGUGAAAACAGAGGUGGCAGGCAGGUGAGAAAUGCAAACAAUUUAGUUGAAACAGGGACACUCCCGAUUCUUCGCCUUGCUCACUUCUUUUUACUAAAUGAGAGCGAUGAUGAUGACCGCAUACGGGGUUUAACCAAAGAGCAGAUUGACAAUCUUUCCACCCGGAACUAUGAGCAUAGCAGUAUCGAUAGUGAACUUAAUAAAAUCUGCAGUGUUUGUAUCAGUGACUAUGUAACUGGAAACAAACUCAGGCAAUUACCUUGCAUGCAUGAAUUCCACAUACACUGUAUUGAUCGAUGGCUCUCCGAGAAUUGUACUUGUCCCAUUUGUCGGCAACCUGUUCUGGGGUUCGGUACAGCAAACAAUGGGUGAGGUGAUGGGAUUUGUCCAGGUUCUGCAUUGUGGUAGAGCUGAGUAUCCAAACAUUCUUUUGUUGAUUUAUUUGUGAUAAGCUAACCAGGAUGAAAACUAACAGAUUAUAGUUUGAACUAUUUUUUGUGUGCUUUUUUAACUUGUUAAAAGAGGAAAUUUAUAUAAAAUUUAAAAUGCAAAUGUUAAAUUAUCCAAAAAUACAGAGCACUUAUAUUGCUAGAACCAAAUAACCUUUAAGAUGUUUUUAUUUUGGUAAUUUUGUCAUGCUAAGCACUUUUGUAUCUGCGAAAUUCUGUAGGUUAAAAAUCAAUCUUCUUUUUCUUAAUAGUACAGCAGAGUUUACUUGGACUUUAAAGUUUCAUAGGCUCACUACUAUGUCCUGACAUUGAUGUCUAAAUAAGUCUCUCAUUAACUUUUUAUUAUAAGGAAAAUAUCUUUUCAUGAAAGACUAUUUGGCCGGGUGUUUGCUACAUGUAUUUAAGUUACUUGAAUUGUUAAUUUUUAAUAUGCAGCAUACCAUAUGUGUAUAUAUAGAUAUAUAAUUUUAAGGUUAAAAUAGUCAAUCUGAAAAUUGUCAGUUUGGUUCUUAUUUAAGCUUUUUGGCUAUUUCUGCAUAUGGCACAAUGUUUAUUAUUAACAAGAUCAUCUCAGAGGAAGUGCAUUAAGAUGUCAUUUAAAAAUAGAGAUAAUUUACUGAAGCGUCUCUGACAAUCUGAUUAAUAGACAGCAAGCAAUAUAUAAUAUUGAACAAAUAUUUCUUUAUUCACAAGUAUAAAAUGGAAAUUUUAGAACAUAUAGGUUAUUUAACUGAGCUUACUCUUUUUUUGUGAUUUCUUUGAAAAUGCAAAAAUUCCUUGGAUUAUUAAGUAAGAUAUACAAUAUGCAUGGUUUCUUGAAUUUAGUUUAAACAUUUUUUAAAUGUCUAUAAAGAAUCAAAUGCAUAGAUAAUAUGUUAAGUUUACUUGGAGGCCAAAAAAAAAAAGCAAACCAGAAACAACUUCAAAUACAACAAAAUACAAAGCCCUUUAAGAGAAUGUAGACUUUAUAUAUAAACACAAAGUAUGCACUGACAAUCUAUUUCUACCAAUAAAUACUAGAACAAA
This is a messenger RNA of Choloepus didactylus (southern two-toed sloth), 3919 nucleotides long. It is a transcript of the gene RNF6, whose product is annotated as ring finger protein 6. The transcript is spliced from 5 exons. Bases 756 to 2816 code for a protein of 686 amino acids. Lineage: Eukaryota; Metazoa; Chordata; Mammalia; Pilosa; Megalonychidae. Gene Ontology annotation, biological process: protein ubiquitination; positive regulation of DNA-templated transcription; ubiquitin-dependent protein catabolic process. Gene Ontology annotation, molecular function: ubiquitin protein ligase activity. The record is from RefSeq and is a predicted model, not a curated record. Gene Ontology annotation, cellular component: cytoplasm; nucleoplasm.